Molecule: messenger RNA, 873 nt
Organism: Rhagoletis pomonella (apple maggot)
Lineage: Eukaryota; Metazoa; Arthropoda; Insecta; Diptera; Tephritidae
Product: calcium/calmodulin-dependent protein kinase type 1-like
Exons: 7
Coding region: 1-873 (290 amino acids)
Biological process (GO): protein phosphorylation
Molecular function (GO): calmodulin binding; ATP binding; calcium/calmodulin-dependent protein kinase activity
Source: RefSeq, a predicted model, not a curated record
AUGCUGCGUAUUUCUGUAAGUAUUUAUGGUAGGGUAUUGGAACUUGGUUUGGAGACAUAUGAAAUCAAUCCCAUACUCUUGGAUAAAAAUUGGAGUGGCGCAUUUUCCGAGGUACGGCUGGCCGAAAGCAAGGAAAACCCCGGUGAGCAUUUUGCUGUUAAAAUCAUCGAUAAAAAAGCGUUAAAAGGAAAAGAGGAAUCGCUGGAAAAUGAAAUUCGGGUUCUUAGAAGGUUCAGUGCCAAUGAUCCCGAUAACGGAGCGCGAUUAACGCAUCCAAAUAUCGUACAACUCUUGGAGACCUUUGAAGACAAGUCGAAAGUUUACUUGGUCAUGGAAUUAGUAACUGGUGGCGAACUAUUUGAUCGCAUUGUUGAGAAAGGUUCAUAUACCGAAAAAGAUGCAUCUGGUCUUAUAAGACAAAUUCUUGAAGCCGUAGACUAUAUGCAUGAGCAAGGUGUGGUGCAUAGAGAUCUGAAGCCAGAAAACCUUCUUUACUACAGCCCGGAUGACGGUAGUAAAAUUAUGAUAAGCGAUUUUGGUUUGUCGAAAAUGGAGGAUUCAGGUAUAAUGGCUACAGCAUGUGGUACUCCUGGUUACGUAGCUCCAGAAGUCUUGGCACAAAAACCGUAUGGAAAAGCAGUCGAUGUUUGGAGCAUAGGAGUUAUAUCAUAUAUAUUACUCUGUGGCUAUCCACCGUUUUAUGAUGAAAAUGAUGCCAACUUAUUUGCCCAAAUUUUAAAAGGAGAGUUUGAGUUCGACUCACCGUACUGGGAUGAAAUAAGCGAGUCAGCAAAACAUUUUAUACAAAAUUUAAUGUGCGUAAACGUGGAAAAACGUUACACCUGCAAGCAAGCCUUAGCACACCCUUGGUGA